AUGGGACGGAAGAAGCUCACCAUGAGGCGGAUCGAAAACCCCACCUCCAGACAACUAACUUAUACGAAGCGCAAGGAGGGCAUCAUCAAGAAGGCCGGCGAGCUUGCAGUGUUGUGUGACACCGACGUCGCCCUCAUCAUGUUUUCACCCUCCGGUCGCCUUGCUAGCAACAAAAGAAUUGAGGAUAUACUUCUUCGAUUUGUUGACAGGCCAGAUGAGCUUAGAGGAGGGCCUAUCAAUCACGAAGAGGCCAAACUGCUAGGCAAUCAACUUAGUCAUGAAAGGACUGAAAAUGUUGAGAUGCAGGCAGCAAUGAUGCAAAUGGAUGAUGCAUUGACUAGUCACUCUGCUGAGGGAAACCAUGCUCGGGUGAGGUCAAAUAUGGAUGAAAAUCAGAGUAGAUCAAGCUCUGCAGAGCCUCAUCUUAGCCUAGGCUUCAUUGAAUCACAGAAGAUGUGGAAUAAGUCAUGGAAUAUAUAUUGA
This is a messenger RNA of Salvia hispanica, 483 nucleotides long. The record is from RefSeq and is a predicted model, not a curated record. NCBI's taxonomy places the organism in Eukaryota, Viridiplantae, Streptophyta, Magnoliopsida, Lamiales, Lamiaceae.